Colletotrichum chrysophilum is the source of this 744-nucleotide messenger RNA. RefSeq lists its product as uncharacterized. The transcript has 2 exons. The record is from RefSeq and is a predicted model, not a curated record. NCBI's taxonomy places the organism in Eukaryota, Fungi, Ascomycota, Sordariomycetes, Glomerellales, Glomerellaceae. The coding region runs from base 1 to 744 and encodes 247 amino acids.
AUGUCCAUCCUACAUACCAUCAUCAAGGAGAUGAAGAACGACGAGGCGCGGGACCCACUACAAGCUUCAACGAUCAGACCGCUAUUUAACAGAAUCGUCAAAGAGCAUCCAGAGCUGUUGGCCGAAAAAGACAUCAAAGGCAGAACCCCGCUGUAUCGCGCCAUACACUACCACAGAAGAGCCUCCGUCUUGGUAGACUGCAUACUGGAGAACUGCGAGAACCAGCUUGUGAAGCAGCAUGUUGAUUUUGCACUUGAGCAGAAGUAUGGAACCAGCGACAGCUGGAAAACAUGCUUGACUUUGGCAUUUGAGAACAACAUGAAUGCAAGUGUGCUGCAACGUCUAGUCAAGCAUGCGAGCGAGACUGCUCUCAAGCUUCAGGAUAAUAUUACGUACAAGAGAAAGAAAGGUAAAACGGAAGAAAUCGAGACUUCCGUCUACGGCGAGCUCGAGAGAACAUUCAAGGAGCAUCAGAAGCAGAACAAGUUAGGAAAGAGAGACGAAACGGGCAUCAAAACAGCGGGCAGAUCCUCUCGUGUCAAUGGACAUGGACCAGCGAAGACAGACCACAAGUUGAAGGCCCCAAAAUCUUCCAAAGUGACAACCAUUCAAGAUGAGAUUCCCGGCACAAACAUGAAGAAGAAUGGGGAGUCUGAAGUUCACCCGAAGAAUGAUGACACGCCCACCACCAAACUUGCGCGCGGUGACCCUACCCCAAAACAACUCAGACACCCAAAGGAGUGA